Molecule: messenger RNA, 1227 nt
Organism: Miscanthus lutarioriparius
Lineage: Eukaryota; Viridiplantae; Streptophyta; Magnoliopsida; Poales; Poaceae
Source: the annotation of a GenBank genome assembly
AUGUCGUCGUCGGGGAAGAUGGAGGGGCCGUCUGCCCCGGCAGUGCGUCGGGACCCCUACGAGGUGCUCAGCGUGCCCAGGGAUUCCUCCGACCAGGAGAUCAAGUCCGCCUACCGCAAGCUCGCACUCAAGUACCACCCUGACAAGAAUUCUAGCAACCCAGAAGCAUCAGAACUCUUCAAAGAAGUUGCAUAUUCUUAUAGCAUCUUGUCAGAUCCUGAGAAAAGGAGGCAGUAUGACACAGCUGGUUUUGAGGCGUUAGAAAAUGAAGGAAUGGAUAUGGAAAUUGAUUUGUCCAAUCUUGGAACUGUAAACACAAUGUUUGCAGCACUUUUUAGCAAGCUUGGUGUUCCUAUCAAGACCACAAUAUCUCCUACUGUGCUGGAAGGGGCUAUGAAUGGCACAGUUACAGUGAGACCACUCCCUGUUGAAACAUCAGCUACGGGAAAGGUUGACAAGCAAUGUGCUCAUUUUUUUGGCGUAACAAUAAGUGAAGAACAAGCUCAUUCUGGAAUAGUCGUCAGAGUGACUUCACCUGCUCAAAGUAAAUUUAAGCUUCUUUACUUCGAGCAAGAAGUUAAUGGAGGUUAUGGACUUGCUUUGCAGGAGGAUAGUCAAAAGACUGGCAAGGUGACAUCUGCAGGCAUGUAUUUCUUGCAUUUCCAGGUGUACCGUAUGGACUCAACAGUGAAUGCGUUGGCAAUGGCCAAAGAUCCUGAAGCUGCCUUCUUUAAAAGGUUGGAAGGUCUCCAACCCUGUGAAGUGUCAGCUCUCAAAGCUGGAACCCAUAUAUUUGCUGUAUACGGUGACAAUUUUUUCAAGCCAGCUAGCUAUAUAAUUGAAGCGAUGUGCGCAAAGAGUUAUGAAGACACAACAGAGAGGCUGAAGGAAAUAGAAUCUAAAAUUCUAGCGAAGCGGAAUGAUCUGCGUCAAUUUGAAACUGAGUACAGAAAAGCUUUGGCACGGUUUCAAGAAGUCACCAACAGAUAUACACAGGAGAGAGAAGCGGUUGAUGAUAUGCUGAGGGAGAGGGAUAAUAUCCAUUGCUCGUUCACAACUGAACGAACUUUGGUAAACCCUGUUGGUGCUGGUAGUAGCAGUAGUAGGUAUACCGUCGAGCAGAGCAUUCCCGAGAGCCCUGAGAAUGGUAGCGUAGAUGGCAGAGACAAAUCUGGCAAAAAGAAGUGGUUUAAUCUAAAUCUUAAUAGGUCCGACAAGAAAGCCUGA